CCCUUUCCCUUUCCCUUUCCCUUUCCCUUAGAAGGCAACCGUGACCGCUGCGCCUUCCUCACCAUCUCCCUACGGCCCGUGCUUCAGAGAUGUGCUUGGUUGGCUGGCUAUGGGUAUACUCCAGCUAUACGAGUAGUCCACCUAUACUCCACCUAGCGAAGGGAUAGUACUCCAGCUUGCCGCCGUACUGUCUUGCUACGUACUGUCUGUGCUACUCAUCCUCCCUAGACCUGGCAUAUUUCCCUGCAAGCACGCCCGUUUACUCUUCUUAGCUUCUGGCCAACCCUCAUCUCCCCCGUUUACUACUUUUGGAAGUAUUCGGCGGUGACGUGACUGGGGCGUGAGAUGGGAGGGGGAGGGGGAGGACCGUGAGGAAGGGGAUCACCCCAGCAGAAGUGUGACUCCAAGCCACCCGUAUAAGCAAUACCAGAUUGGGCUAUGAAAAGCUUGGGUUAUGAACAGCUCCCCUCCUCCCCCAAAUAUCUUCUUGGCCCUAUCUUCCAUCUUCCCCAUCUUCCCCAUCUUCCCUAUCUUCCCUAUCUUCCCUAUCUUACCCGCUCGUGUCUCCCUCCUCUCGACCUCGUCUACCCAAAAUAUUCCACCUCUUUUCUCCCCCCCCUUACCUUAUUUCCUACGCUUACUCUCACUUAAUCGCGGCUUCCCGAAUAAACCUUUCUCUCCUGUUUAAUACACACCUGGCAACCUUAAUCUCUCACCUCUCACAGACUAGACUGUCCUCGAGUCUUCCUUCCCACCUAUACAUCUGUCCAGACGACAACUAUUCACCCUAUCUUGAACACGGAUUUUUCACACGGCGUACACGCCGUCCUCACCUCCUCACCUCCUCACCUCCUCACCUCCUCACCUCCUCACCUCCUCACCUCCUCACCUCCUCAUCUCCUCACCUCCUCACCUCCUCAUCUCCGCCUCAAUGUCUAUAUUUCUAUGGGCCACCCGACGGGUGGGAGGCCUCUCAGUCCUCGCAUUGGCCUCCCUACUGUCCAUAUCACUAUACCUCGAGUGGUCGACGCGCAAACAAAAUAUCCAAAAGCCACAAGGUGAUUUCAAAGCGCCGAGCCAUGCCUCGAAUACAACGCCACCCGUUACAAAUGGAGGCUACUGGACUCUCGCUUUCGCAUACUACUCCGUCCUCAUUCAUGCCAUGGUCCUCAUGUUCCCUGUCCGAGCAUGCUUGGCCGUGGGCAGCCUCACGCGCGGUGUGAAGGCCGUUUCGCGCAACAGGAGUCUGCAGCGCUUCAAGUACGGCCCGACGCGCAGGCUUUCAUUCAUGUCUCUCGCCAGUGAUGUGACUCUCACAUCAUCCCUUGCCUCGACCUCGUCUUCCAGUGAUGCCGGAGACUCUGACAUGAUCGACUCCGUUACCGAUGUUGAGUAUGACCAGGAAAAGGUCAUCCAUGCUAUAAUAAUCCCUAAUUACAAGGAGGAUGUGGACGGGCUGCGCGAGACCUUGGAUGUUCUUGCUUCUCAUCCCCAGGCACGAUUGAGUUAUGAUGUAUAUCUUGCAAUGGAGACCCGCGAAUCUGGCGCAGAAGUAAAGGCUAUGGGCCUGGUGUCUGAGUAUAUGAAGAAGUUUCGUUUUAUCUACUUUACGAUGCACCCGAGUGAUAUUCCAGGCGAGGCGCCUGGAAAAGGUAGCAACGCCGCAUGGGCGGCGCGGAAGCUCAGCGAGAGAUAUUCUAUGGAGGAGCGUAGAGAUGUCAUCAUUACUGGAAUAGAUGCCGAUAGCCACCUUUCUUCGAACUACACCGCUUUAAUUACUAAUAUGCAUCUCGAGUACCCGGAGUUGGCACAAACUACACUGUACUCAGCACCUAUCUUAUUCGACAGAAAUGCCCAUCUUGUCCCGACCGUCGUCCGUGUUGCCGAUAUCCUGUGGUGCGCAGCUGGAUUAUCUGGCCUAUACGCCUGUUCAUCUAUCAGACCGCCUACCUCUGUCUAUUCUCUACCUCUGGAGUUGGUAGACCGCGUUGGUGGCUGGGAUUCAGACCCCGAGGCUAUCGGAGAAGAUCUGCACAUGUACCUGAAGUGUUUCUUCGCCCUGAACGGAAACCUGACGAGCAGGACCGUUCUGUCGCCUGUCAGCCAGACCAGUGUGUGCAGCGGGCAGAAGGGACACCGAGGCUUGGUCAUGGAUAUCCGUGCGAGAUAUGCACAAGCUAUGCGCCACAUGUGGGGUGCUUUGGACAGUGGAUAUGCGAUGAGACAGAUGGUUAAGCUGUGGAAGAACAGGAAGACGACGGUGCAUUCCUACAGACCCCUCCACACGACCCUUAACGCAGAGACCGACUACCUCCCCACCCCCGACGAGAAGAUGGAAGAGCGCAAGGCCGAGAACGGCAUCUUCUCCGACGUGACCCACGGCGAUGUCAACUCCCCCGACUAUAUCCGCAUCUUUUAUCUCUUCCACCGCCUCUUCGAGGCCCACUUCCUCCCCACCCACAUGAUCCUCCUCGUCCUCGCCUCCUCCCUCUACACCUGCAUCACCGCCGACAGGCCCGACACCCUGCACAUCGCCUGGACCUUCUCCCUGACCAACUACCUCCGCAUCAUCAGCUUCGGCGGCACAGCCGUCUACCUCAUGCUCUACGAGAGCUACCACGCCACCGGCGCCGGCCUGCGCCUGGCCGAGAUGACUUCCGUCGGGCUCGCGGAGCACAUGGUCUUCUCCUUCCGCAAGUUCCCCGGGAACCUGGUCGAUUACGCGGUCUCGCCCCUGGUGGCGCCGCUGUUUGGGUGCGUGCCGGCGCUUCAAGCGCAGUUUAGCCACUUUUGGACGCAGGAGCUGGUUUAUGCCGUCAGUGCCAAGCCGGAGGUGGUGGGGAGGGUGCGGACGAAGACUGUGAGUGGGGAGGAGUUUCUGAGCGUGUGAGGGUUUCUGAGCUUUGCUGUGAAUUUCUCUUUUUUCUGUAUGCUGGAGUGGGGGAGUUUUUGAGAGGUGAGCUGUAUUUUUGGGGUUGUAAUUUUUUUUUGAGGGCUUUUGUUUUGCUGGUG
This is a messenger RNA of Pseudogymnoascus destructans, 3012 nucleotides long. RefSeq lists its product as uncharacterized. The record is from RefSeq and is a predicted model, not a curated record. NCBI's taxonomy places the organism in Eukaryota, Fungi, Ascomycota, Leotiomycetes, Thelebolales, Thelebolaceae. The transcript is spliced from 3 exons. The coding region runs from base 932 to 2890 and encodes 652 amino acids.